CUUUUAUGUUUUCUUGUUUUUUUUUUCUCCUACAGAAAACAAAAGAAUCCCAACUUCAACCGCCUCCUUCCGCCUCCCAUCUCUCUCUCUCUUUCGAUUCUCACAACUCUUAUCAUUUGUUGUAAUCAUCUACCCAAUCAUCCGCUUUGGAUUGCGCUUAUACUUCAUCCUUACGUGAUUGUACGAUAUCCACUAUGAUAUCUAUCAAUACUUCCAAUUGAUUAAGCGGGUCUAGAUUUCCUACUCAUCGCUAAUUCGCCGGCAUUACUGUUGCAAGAUUCAGUUAUUCCGUUUAGGGUUUUUGGUGAUCUCAGCGAUUGCCUAGGAUUUCCCAUUUUUCUGGUGUUUUUUUUAGGGUUUUUUUGUAGCCGCUGGUAGGAAUUUCAUUUCUUUGAUAUCUAGUGUUUGCUCAUCAGGAGUCAGGACGGGUUAUCUGACUCUCUGCCUUAGUUUUUGGUGAUCCAGUGUUCAUUGCUUUGAGUAAUCAAGUUUAUGGAUAUGUGUAUAGGAUUAAUUGUGAGAUAAGUUUUGGAUACUAUAAAACUAUCUGGUUAAGAAGUUUAAUAUCUAUAUCGGUUUACUUAAGAAUACAUUAGUUUCUGGAGGAAGCUGCCCAGGUUAGCAAACCAUAACCGUGCAUGGGAGAACAGGAGAGCUGGGCACAGCCAGGUGGCCUAUUGCCAAAUGGCUUAUUGCCCAAUGCUGGUCCAUUGAUCCGAGUCCUUGACUCAGAGAGAUGGUUGAAGGCCGAAGAGAGGACUGCAGAGCUUAUUGCUUGCAUUCAGCCCAAUCAGCCUUCAGAAGAGCGCAGAAAUGCUGUUGCUGAUUAUGUGCAGAGACUCAUUGUGGAGUGUUUUCCAUGCCAGGUGUUCACUUUUGGGUCUGUACCACUUAAGACAUAUCUACCAGAUGGGGACAUUGACUUGACAUCAUUCAGUAACAAUCAGAACAUGAAGGACUCAUGGGCUAAUCAAGUUCGAGAUAUGCUGGAGAAAGAGGAGAGGAAUGAGAAUGCUGAAUUUCGUGUUAAGGAGGUCCAGUACAUUCAAGCUGAAGUCAAGAUAAUAAAAUGUUUGGUGGAGAACAUUGUAGUUGACAUAUCUUUUAAUCAGCUUGGUGGACUAUGCACACUUUGUUUCCUGGAGGAGGUCGAUCAUUUGAUAGACCAAAAUCAUUUAUUCAAACGUAGCAUUAUAUUGAUUAAAGCAUGGUGUUACUACGAGAGCAGGAUAUUGGGGGCUCAUCAUGGACUUAUUUCAACUUACGCCCUUGAGACAUUGGUUCUUUACAUAUUCCAUGUUUAUAAUAACACUUUUACUGGGCCACUUGAGGUUCUAUACCGUUUCCUUGAGUUCUUCAGUAACUUUGAUUGGGAGAACUUCUGUGUCAGUUUGUGGGGUCCUGUACCCAUUAGUUCACUUCCUGAUGUAACUGCGGAGCCUCCGCGGAAGGACAGUGGGGAGUUAUUGCUUAGCAAAUUGUUUCUUGAUGCUUGUAGUUCAGUCUAUGCUGUUUUCCCUGGUGGACAAGAAAAUCAAGGACAAACUUUUCUUUCAAAACAUUUUAAUGUUAUUGACCCUUUACGCGUGAAUAACAAUCUUGGACGUAGUGUUAGCAAAGGUAAUUUCUUUAGAAUACGAAGUGCAUUUGCUUUUGGUGCCAAGAGGCUGGCCAGGUUGCUUGAUUGCCCAAAGGAAGAUUUGUUCUAUGAAGUAAACCAGUUCUUUAUGAAUACAUGGGAUAGACAUGGCAGUGGAAAUCGACCAGAUGCUCCUACGGUUAAUUUAGAACAAUUGCGAUUGACUCCUUUGGACAACUUAAAAGGGUCUGAAAAACUAAAGAACAGUUCAAGUAGUGAAAAGAUGAUUGGAAAUUCUUCUGGUUAUGCCACUGUAGCUGAUGGAAACCGUCCUCAAAGACUUCCCCACCAACAUGAUAGUUACCCCUUGGUAUCUAGAUCCAUUCAUUAUCAGGCUCCAAAAGGUUUACUCAAUUCAAGCAGCACUGUUAUCACUGAUCAUAUAUUAAGAGGAACUAAUUCCAACAAAGACAUUGAUCCAGACAAUGGACAGAGGAAUGUUAAAUCCAAUCAUUUGCCAAAUGAUCUAAAUGGAAGGUAUCUUUUUGCAAGAACACGUUCCAGUCCUGAGCUCACUCACACUUUUACUGAUUCCUCUUCUCGUAAUAGACACUAUGAAACUCAGACUGCUUCAGCAAGACAUGAUGUUGGGAGGAACAAUCCUUCAUUAAUCAAGCAUGCUCCUCUUAAUCCAAAUAACGAUGCUUCCUUUGAUUCAGACAACAUUUCUAACAGUGGUCGCCAUGACUUCAUCUUAGGAACAAUGGGUGAAGAAUUCUCUUCUAUGAGCGGAAUGCAUGAGAUGCAUCAGGAGGAGCAGGAUCUUGUGAACUUGAUGGCUUCUUCCAUGCUACAUGGUCAUAAUGGACAGAUACACAUGCCAUUCAGCUUAGCUUCAGGGCACGUACCUUUUCCAGUUACACCUUCUUUAUUAGCUUCAAUGGGCCAGAGAAAUUUUGGUGGAAUGUUACCCGCAAAUAUUCCGAUGAUUGAUCCUUCAUUUUCAAAUAUGCAAUUUCCUCAAGGCAUGAUGUCACAUCCACUAGCACAUUAUUUUCCUGGCAUGGCAUUGACGUCAAACACUGAAGAUGCUGUUCAACAUGGUAAUGAAAAAAUUUCUUAUGCGGAGGCUGAUCAAGGGUUUUGGCCAGACCAUGAUGCUGGCUAUAAUGGUGGUCUUGAAUCUGAAAGUGGUACUUUAGGGUCAUUACAAUCAAGUUCCAUACCACAACCAGAUUCAAGUAAUUUUGUUCGUUCAUCUCGGUUAAGUGGUACCAGUAGUUUGGCAAGGGGUCAGCAGAAACUUAACAAAGAGCGAGGUUCGAUGGAAUCUCAGUUAGAUGGUUUCCAACAUCAAGAUAAUAGAGUAAAUGAUGUUCAUUCUGAUGAACGAACCAUUAGUGAUACUAUUAGGAGUAGAACAUCUUCAGAGAGUUCCUGGGAUGGCUUAUCAGUGAAACUAUCAAAGGUUUCAAAUGAAAAGGGGAAAAUGAUGGUUCUCACUGAACCAUCUACGAAGCAUGCUGCUCAGGAUGAGGAAGAUGGAAUAGAUUUGUAUAAUCUGUCAGCUGCAGCAAAUGAAGUGACUGAAAGUGGUUCUGGCUACAUAUCUUUGCCUAGUCCGCGGCACCACAUGGUUGGACAUGAAUCCCAAACUACUGGAUCAGACACAAUGGUACCUAUGAGCUCAGUGAUUUUAGGGGCUGGUCCUCGCCAAAGAGGAAUUGAUAACUCUGGUGUCCUUCCCUUUGCAUUUUAUGCUACAGGUCCCCCCGUCCCAUUCCUUACUAUGCUUCCAUUCUCCUACAUUCCGUCUGAGACAAGAACAUCGGAUGUAUCCACUAGUCAUUUCGGAGGAGAGGAUAAUAGUUUAGAUGAUUCAGACUCCGGUCAGAAUCUAGAUUCUUUUGAAGAGCCUAAUCAUGCUGAGGAAUUGAAUAACGGAUCUUCAAGACAGACAGCUUCUGUUAUUACACCGUCUGUUGAGCAUAAGCCUGAUAUCUUGAAUAGUGACUUUGAAAGCCAUUGGCAGAAUUUGCAAUUUGGCCGUCUUUGCCAGAAUCCACAUUAUCAUGGGCCAGCGGUUUAUCCUCCUUCAGGUGUAGUGCCUCCUAUGUAUCUGCAGGGGAGAUCUCCAUGGGAUGGUCCAGGAAGACCUGUUUCAUCAAACAUGAAUUUGAUCUCUCAGCUUAUGGGCGGCUAUGGUCCACGGUAUUUACCUAUGGCUCCUUUGCAGUCUAUGCCAAACAGGCCUCCUAAUGUUUUUCAACGAUAUUUUGACGAAAUGCCAAGAUAUCGUACUGGGACUGGAACUUAUUUGCCAAAUCCAAAAAAUUCUUCUAGGGAUCGACAGACUUUUGGGAACAACAGGAGGGGAAACUACAGCCAUGAUAGAAGCGACAACGGGGACUACAGGGAAGGACACUGGCAUGCUAAUUCUAAGUCGCGAGGUGCUGGCCGCAAUCAACAAAAUCGCAACCAAUCUGAUAAAUUAAGCUCAAGGGGGGAACGGAAUGGUGGAGGUGAUAGUAGUAGAGGUGACCGUCCUUGGAACAACUCGUACAGAAAUGACUCAUACAGAAAUGACUUGCCUUCUCAAAAUGGUCCUCAAUUUUCGAGCUCCAAUCAGAGUGGUCCUUCUGAUGUCGGAGGAUACAACAUGUAUACUUUGCCAACCAUGAACCAUAACGGACUAGUGACUUCAAAUAGUAGUGGACAAUAUAUGAUGGUGUACCCUUUUGACCAAAACAGCAGCACAUAUAGUGUGCCACCUGAACAUCUCGAGUUCGGUUCUCUUGGGCCAAUGGGCGUUUCAAAUUUGAACGAACAAACACAGCAAAACGAAGGGAAUCAUCGAGCUACGAGGGGGCAGCUGGAUGCACAAAGAUUUCAUGGAGGUUCUGAGCAAAGAUCUUCACCAGAUCAACAACCUUCAUCACCACACCAUAAUCAAAGGAGGCCUUAAGUAUUUUGCAAGAUGAAGGGCCAAAGCAAUUAGGACUUUCCUGCCUCCUUCCUAUCGCAUUUCAAGAAAAUGACACCAAAUUGUGAGAGCUUUUCAUUGCAAAGUCCAUUCGAUGUUGCUGCUGGGGUGAGAACCAAGAAGCGGUUUGCAGGAAAAAGAUAGGAGUCUAUGUCUGGCCGAAUCAUUUUGCCUGUAAAGUAUAAAAAACCCAUCAUACAGUAGUAGAACCUCUUGGAAUCAAUAUCAGGAAGGGAGAAACCAGUAAAAAUCAUGGUAAUAAAAUUUUGCCCUUUAACCUGAAGGGGAAGGGUGGUGAAACUGUAAUUUCGCAUCAUGGUAAAUGUAGAAACUAAUUUUGUUGUUCUUCCAAGUUUUUUCUACAAUUGUUGUUGAAGUUUGGGUAAUUUGAUUGAUGAUGGAUGAUAUAGGAUUUUGUGUUCCUUUUUUUUUUUUGUCACUGUGCACUACUAGCUAGGGAUGUUUACUUGUUAUACCUACUAGAUAAGAUAUUAUCAGAUUUAUUAUUAUUAUUAUUAUUAUUUUCUUAAA
Impatiens glandulifera is the source of this 5093-nucleotide messenger RNA. RefSeq lists its product as uncharacterized. The coding region runs from base 639 to 4544 and encodes 1301 amino acids. The transcript is spliced from 9 exons. NCBI's taxonomy places the organism in Eukaryota, Viridiplantae, Streptophyta, Magnoliopsida, Ericales, Balsaminaceae. The record is from RefSeq and is a predicted model, not a curated record.